Molecule: messenger RNA, 978 nt
Organism: Chelmon rostratus (copperband butterflyfish)
Lineage: Eukaryota; Metazoa; Chordata; Actinopteri; Chaetodontiformes; Chaetodontidae
Gene: il21
Product: interleukin 21
Exons: 6
Coding region: 172-609 (145 amino acids)
Biological process (GO): immune response
Cellular component (GO): extracellular region
Molecular function (GO): cytokine receptor binding
Source: RefSeq, a predicted model, not a curated record
UUCAUUACUCACACACGCCAGUUUCUGCAGCUUUCCAACUCUCUGCAAGUGGUUUUCCUGUGUCCUCAGGGAUUAGUAUAAAAAGGUAAGCAACACAACUGUCUGCAUUUCCAGUAAAUCUUUCGAAAAGCGUCUUUUGGUGAUCUGGUGCCUGCUGCUGACACUGAGAAUAUGAAGCUGGUUGCGUUUUGCGUUUUCGCAGUCUUCUGCUGUUCUUUGGCCAACACAUCAGCAAACAGGACAAUGGAGAGGAAAAAAUUACAAGAAGUCCUCAGACAGCUGAAUGCCGUGAAAUCGAGCCUGCAGCACAAUGAGCAGAUGCUGAAUACUCCACCAAAGAAUAUCGAGGACUGCUGCUGUCUGUCAGCACUGCACUGCUUCCGGACCAAUCUGCAGGUGCAGUUCAACAUUACGGAGAGAAAUCGAAGCAAACUUUACAGAAGCCUUAAUCAUCACUUUACUGAGAGUGGCCUGAACUUUUGUAAUUCAGGAAAUGUUAGGCCCACCUGCCAAGACUGCGACUCUCAUCCGAAGGAAAAUGCCAGUGAGUUUUUCAACAGACUGGAGUCUCUCAUUCAAAGGGCCAUAGCCAGACUGAGCAUGAAGUGAGAAAAGGCGAAGAUCUGUUCGUGACCAAGGAUUGAAUGUAGAGAAGACACUACGCUGAAAAGAUGCUAAACAUGUUCUAGCCUUCUGAAUAUUUAAUUAUACUUAUUUAAUAUUUAUUUAGAUAGUGGUGGUGGACCACUCAAGCUAUGAAGAAGGUUUUCUCAGGAAAGCUGCUUUGCCGCCACCCAGUGGACUUGGCAGUUUCGACUUUCUUCUUCACUUUUUCACUGAAAGUGAAAAUUAAUUUAUUGUAUUUUAGUUUUUGUAGUUCUCAAAGAAUAUAAAGUGUAUAAUGACAUUUAUACUGUGUAUGACAUGCCUUUAUACAGGAAUCAUUUUAUUGAAAUAACUGUACCAUUUGAAAAUAUU